AUGGCCACAGACAAAAACACCGUCGAAACAGUCACCGAAGCAAUACCCAUCUAUCUUCCUCCUACUGCCUACUCUUCUUCUUCCUCCUCCUCUGCCAUUCAGGGUGACUCCGCUCACUCUGGCAGCCUGGAAUGUUCGUUCCCUUUUAGACAAUCGGAGGAGCAAUCGACCGGACCGGAGGACUGCACUAUGGUUCGAGAACUGGUGCGCUAUAAGGUGAACAUCGCGCUUUCCGAGAGACCCGAUUCUCCGAACAAGGCCAGCUGGAGGAAAUGGGUGCCGGUUACACCUUCUUCUGGAGCGGUCGCACAAGGGCAGAGCGAAGAGGCAAGGGUGUCGCAUUUGCAAUCCGGAACGACAUCGUGAGACGACUGUCCCGUCUGCCGCAGGGCAUCAACGAUCGCCUGAUGAGCCUCCGCCUGCCUCUUUGGGGAGGCAAAUUCGCCACCAUUAUCAGCGCCUACGCUCCGACGAUGACCAACCCGGACGCCGUCAGAGACAAAUUCUACGCGGACCUGCACGCCCUUUUGGCGACUGUGUCGAAGGCGGACAAGUUGAUUGUCCUUGGUGACUUCAAUGCCCGCGUCGGCACAGACCAUACUGCCUGGAGAGGAGUACCAGGUCCCCCUAGUCUCCGCGAAUCCAACGACAAUGGCCUGUUCCUUCGUCGCACCUGCGCAGAACACCGCCUCAUCCUGACGAACACAUUCUUCCCACCUUUCAGAGCAAGAGAAGGCCACCUGGAUGAAUCCUCGAUCGCGUCAAUGGCAUCUGCUGGACCAUGUUUUCGUCUGGAGGCGAGACCAGCGGGACACGCCAAUGACAAAGGCGAUUCCGGGUGCCGACGGGUCUACCAACCAUCGCCUCGUCAUCUCGAAGAUCCGCAUUCGCCUACGGCCUUCCAGGAGACCACAAGGUAAGCGACCCCCAGCUAAGGUGAAUAUUGUCUUGUUGUCGUUGCUUGCUCACCUUCCCCGUUUCACCAACGGCCUAGCUCAACUGAUAGGCAACCCUCCAGUCGCUUUCGCCGCCGCUGACGGGAACGCCUCCGUUGAGAACCGAUGGUGCUAACUGCUGGGCACAUUUCAGUCGACGAUGCUGGCCGUCUUCUGUCGAGCACGCCGCCAACAGCCGGACUGGUUCGAAGACAAUGACACCGCCGUCAGCAACCUGCUCGCCAAAAGGAACCGCCUGUACAAAGCCUACGUGGACCACCCUACCGAUAGCAACGGCGCUGCCUCGUACAACAACGACUGCGCGAGAGGCAGGACGCCUGGACGGCUUGAAGGGCUGAGGAGAUCCAAGGGUACGCGGACCGCAACGAAUGGAAGAACUUCUUCUCCACGAUCAAAGCUGCCUACGGUCCUCCGACCAAAGGAACUUCUCCUCUCCUCAGCGACGACGGCAGUAACCUCCUGACUGAGAAUACACAAACUUUUCAGCGAUAGGCCAAGCACUUCUGGGGCGUCCUCAACAUUCCCUCCACCAUCUUCGACGCCGCCAUCGUCUGUUUGCCGCGAGUGGAGACUAACCUUGACCUCGACGCCCUCCUCUAUCCACGAAAACAUCAAUGUCGUGCAACAGCUCUCUGGCUGGAAAGCACCCGGAUCGGACGCGAUCUCUGCUGAAGUCUACAAACACGGUGGCCCCCAACUAAUGGAUCACCUGACUGCGCACUUCCAGGAGAUGCAGCGCCAAGGAAAAGUCCCGCAGGACUCCACAGACGCGAAAAUCGUGCAUCUAUACAAGCGGAAAGGUAACCGCCAGCUCUGCGUCUAUCACCGAGGCAUCUAUUCGCUGAAUAUCGUCGGGAAAAUCUUUUGUGGUAUCCUCCUCAACCUCCUGAAUAAUCAGCUAGAACAGCGUCUUCUGCCGGAAAACCAGUGCGGCUUCCGCCUUCAUCGCGAGACCACGGAUAUGAUCUUCACCGUUGGCAAUAUCACGAUAGGAAGUUGUGAGCUUAAGUUGAAAAACGACAACAAAUAACAAACACUGUUUGCAUUCCAUAUAUCCUCACAGGCAACCAGAUUGGCAAGUUUCAGUGUCGAUAUCAGGAGGGCUUGUUUAUUUCUAUAUAACAUAAUGAUAACUGAGUCGCUAAAUGAAGUCCCACGCCCACCCGUAAUGCGAGUCGACAACUCUUUUUUUACAAUGACAUCAUGUUUAAUGGGAACAGUCUGCGUUGCUUGAGGUUUCAGACUCUGAACAUGCUUCUGUCAUGGAACAGCCGGCUUAGUAUUCUCAUAACUGUUGUGCCCAACCUCUUUCAUAUCGACUGCAAGUUUGUGCACUCUGCUAAUGGCUGUUUGAUUGUGGUUGCGGACGAUGUCCACCGUGUGCUCUAAAAGAAGGUGAAAGCAUGCAUGACGACUUGCUUGUGAACUACUUUGUAGCGAAAGUGGACUUUCACAACAUCUAAUGCACUAUCUCCUCCCCAGCCGACCCUGGUGUCAAGACACAGUCAAGACCGGAGGUAGAGGAAAACGCAAGUGGCUGGCACGGCCGGGCCCUCACCUUGACGUACUACCACACUCCUUGAUCCGCAACAAACACUAAAGCAGUAGUUAAACCAACAAAAAACGGAUAGCACAAGUUGCUGGACAAUCAUGCACAAGGCGUGUAUACUCAACGGAAACGCAUCUACGACAGGAAGUCAGAUGUCAGGGAACUGCCAAUGUACACCAGGCUACGAAGGCCAUGUUUUCCUGAAUCAUGAUAUGGCAGAUACGCACAAUCCUUGAAAUCCAGGAGGGUACGAUGCACACGUUCUCACACUUGUCAUUUUCUGUCCCGUCUUCUAAAGGCCGUUCGGUGAGUUUGCUCAUAAAUAUUUCACUUAGCACUCAGCUAACAUAUACCUACCUGGAAAAAGAUGAUGGGACAAACUGCAUUGAAAAAAGCAUGUUUAAUCAGCCACAAGAUUGACUGUGACAUAUGGUCGCUGAGACCCUCUUUUCAACUGGGGACAUUAACAUCUGAUGGGUGAUUUAAUUAGAGUGUUCAGCAAUCUUGUGCAGUGUCAUUACUCGAUGUUGUUGUUGUUGUUGUUGUUGUUGUUGUUGAUGAUGAUGAUGAUGAUGAUGAUGAUGAUGACGACGAUGAUGAUGAUGAUGACAAUGUUCGUCGUAGUCGUGGUCGUGGCCAAGCAGGGAGAAACAGUCAUGUUCUCAGUCUGCUGGCUAGUAAGUUUAAGGUUUCACUGUAA
Spirometra erinaceieuropaei is the source of this 3205-nucleotide messenger RNA. The record is from the annotation of a GenBank genome assembly. NCBI's taxonomy places the organism in Eukaryota, Metazoa, Platyhelminthes, Cestoda, Diphyllobothriidea, Diphyllobothriidae.